This is a messenger RNA of Fonsecaea multimorphosa CBS 102226, 504 nucleotides long. RefSeq lists its product as uncharacterized. The transcript is spliced from 3 exons. Gene Ontology annotation, cellular component: Atg12-Atg5-Atg16 complex; cytoplasm; phagophore assembly site membrane. The coding region runs from base 1 to 504 and encodes 167 amino acids. The record is from RefSeq and is a predicted model, not a curated record. Gene Ontology annotation, biological process: C-terminal protein lipidation; autophagy of mitochondrion; nucleophagy. NCBI's taxonomy places the organism in Eukaryota, Fungi, Ascomycota, Eurotiomycetes, Chaetothyriales, Herpotrichiellaceae.
AUGUCAUCCUCUUCGCAGCCAUCGAGGGUCGUGCCUCAGGAUCAUGGCAAGCAGCCUAACACCAACACCGAAUCCAGCACCAAGGCAACAGACAACGACAGCGAUGACGGCAGUAAUGACGAAGACGAAACUGGUCCUGGAGGAGAUCUCCCCAUGAGCAUGACCGCUUCAGUCAUGUUGACACAUCUGCCCAAGGACGCCAGCCAGGCCUUGAAGGAGGUAGAAGAGAUUGAUGAUCGAAAAGUUUCUGUCCGCUUCCAACCCGUUGGCUCUGCCCCAAUCCUCAAACAACGUGUCUUCAAAAUUAGCGCCUCGUCGAAAUUCAGCGUGGUAUUGAACUUCCUCAGGAGGAAAGUUGGUGCCAAAGAAGGUGAUGGGCUGUUUUGCUAUGUGAAUAGUGUUUUUGCGCCAGGCUUGGAUGAGGGUGUUGGCAACUUGUACCGAUGUUUCAAGGUUGACGACCAAUUGAUCGUCAGCUAUUCCACAACGCCGGCUUUUGGAUGA